AUGAAGAAUUUUGGGUAUCAACAAUCCACAACACAAAGAAGACUUGAACAUCUCAUACGACAUUUGAGUAGCGAUCGGAAUUCUUCAACCAUUGUUGAAAAAUCAAUGGAUGUCCUGAGAUUUAAUUCAAUUCAUAUUCAAGACCAACAUCAAGUUGUUAGGAAUAGUUCCCGAGACGAAAAAUUGUUGUUACUGCAGCAUGCAAAACAAUUAUUCAAACAAGAUUCCAAACAAGUUAUUCCGAAUGAAAAUGAUAAUAAUGCCAACGAAGACGUUUCUGAUGGAACAGGCCCAUUUGUUCGACUUUUUGAUCAUUUCGGAAUUUAUUUACCUUUACCUUUAGAUUUGGCGCAGGUUAAAACUCAGCCAAAUGAUUUCCAAUUCUCAUUAUUUCACUUGAAUAUUCCAGAAAUUUCUGAGAAUGAAACACAAGCAUCUGCUGAAGGAUUAAUUUCUAAAAUACAACACUUUACAUUUACGCAAAUACAAGAAACAUCGAUGGGAUAUGUGAUUUCUGUGUACAUCAAUUUGUUGAAAGGCAAUUAUGAAACUGUGCUUGAACAAAUUCAACAUAUCAAGGUGAGACUGAAAACAAAACCUGAUUACGUUUUAAUUUAUUUAGAAAGUUUGUGUCGAUUUUUGUUGCAAGAAUAUGACACAGCUUUACUGCUAUGCGAUAACUGCAUCAAUAUAAUGUUAAAUGGUACAAAUAUGAUCGAAAACGAGGAGAAUCCAAACAAAUUUUUAAUACAUAUCUCCAAGUCUCUAACAGAAACACCUCAACAUAUUCGAAUUCAACCUCUAGUGCUCUACUCAUGGAUUCUUUUUCACUUGUACGAAUUUUCACAUGCUGAGAAAGUUCUUGUGACCUGUUGUGAAGAGAUAUUUCCCUUCAAUGCAGAAGCACAUUUCAAUUACUCACAAUUAUUGGCUGCGAUUCAUGGAUGCUCAAAUCAAGUAGCCAAAUGGAAUCUCGACGAAGAAAUUUUUGAAAAGAUGAACUCUCAUAUGAAACAAUGUAUUGAACUUUAUAUUCAUGAAGACAUUUCAGUUCCAAAUACUACAAAUGUUGUUAGUCCAAAACAGAGUUCCAAUCUACCACAAAGCCCUUAUUACUCCCUAUUUAAAUAUUGGAACUACUAUUUGCAUUUCUUAAGUCAUUGUCCAAAUAAUAGUACACUACUCGAUCAUAACCUACAAUUCAUUGAAAAUUUUGUGUACAAAUCGUUGUUAGAAUGGUACGGAAUUGAUUACAAACAAUUAUUGGACGACAAAAUAUCAACCUCACCAACAUCCACCCUCAUCAACAACAAGAAAAAGAGCAAUACACUCCAAAAUUCCAUACUACAUCCUAUAGAUUUGGCCUUUCUUUUAGUAGCAUGUGCCAGAUGCUACGCCCUAAAUUGUCUCAGAAAUCAGGACGAGGAAAACUUUAAAGCGGUACAAUCAAUGCAAGAUGUAGGAAUUUCUAAAGCUCAAAGACUCUAUCGAAUUGCAUCCAAUUUGGAGCUCAUAGCUUACACUCAAUUCAACCACAAAAGUACUAACUCAGACGACUCUCCCAAGCAUGUGUCUCUAGUGUUUUAUUGCAAGAGACUCGCAUGCACUGAACUGUUUUCCAUAUCAAGAGAAUUCAAUAAUUUUAAACAUCGUUUUCUUUUGGAUCACGUGCAGUGA
Messenger RNA from Naegleria lovaniensis, 1677 nucleotides. RefSeq lists its product as uncharacterized. NCBI's taxonomy places the organism in Eukaryota, Heterolobosea, Eutetramitea, Acrasida, Naegleriidae. The record is from RefSeq and is a predicted model, not a curated record. The transcript has a single exon. The coding region runs from base 1 to 1677 and encodes 558 amino acids.